AAGACGUGUUCAGAGAGAGUUCAGAUCUUCUCUCUCCCAAAAUACUCCUCAGAUAACGACUUUCCAUUGCUUUCACAGCCUCUUGUUUCACCACGACACAAUCCCAUUUCCUUUUUUUUCUUCUCCUCCAAUUUUAAUUCCCUAAAAAUAAAAAUCUCCACUUGAAUCUUAAUUUCCUAUAUUAGCAGCCUCUAUCCCUAGCCUCAUAUCAUUACUGUUCUCACUUCCCGUAAUAUCUUAAAUACUUUUCAAGAAUCUUGAUUUUUUCUGCUUCAAUCAAUGGCAUUCUGAUCUGAGUAUUUUUCUGUUCAGGAUGCAAGUGAAACUACUAAAGAUGGAACCUUUAUGCAAUUCCUGUGGCAGCAUCUCCACUUUAGCUCCAAGCUGCCUCACUCUCCGCUUCUAUAAAAAAAGAUCCAAUCUUUCUUCUUUCUUUGGCUCUGUUAAUCUUUCCAACCCCCAAAAACGCAUCUUUCUUGAUUCCUCCAUAUCUUUCCCUAAUUACAAUAUUCAAGCCAGCUCAAGUAGUACUACUGGAACUAAGUCCCUCAGUCCCAGAAGAAGAAAACCCAAGAAUGUUAAAACUACUGAGAUUCCUGCAGUUACAUCAAAAGGGUCAUUGGGAAAAAAGACAGAGAAAAUACAAGAAUGUUCACCAGAGGAGAGAGAUAGUGGGCCGGUUGACGUGCGAGCAUUGAAUGAAAAUGGUGACCCAAUGGGGCGCAAAGAUUUGGGUAAGUGUGUAGUGAGGUGGAUAUCACAAGGGAUGAAAGCUAUGGCUACAGAUUUUGCUACAGCAGAGAUGCAGGGAGAGUUUAUUGAGGUUAAACAGAGAAUGGAACCAGGAUUGACUUUUGUUAUUCAAGCUCAGCCUUAUCUUAAUGCCAUACCUAUGCCUCUUGGCCUUGAAGCUAUUUGUUUGAAGGCCUGCACUCAUUAUCCUACCCUCUUCGACAACUUCCAGCGCGAGCUAAGGGACGUUCUUCAGGACCUUCAGCGCAAGUCCGUGGUCCAAGAUUGGCGCGAUACUGAGUCUUGGAAGCUUCUCAAGGAUCUUGCUAGUUCAGCUCAGCAUAAAGCCAUUGCAAGGAAGACUUCUCAACCAAAAUUUGUUCCUGGUGUAAUGGGAAUGGACCUCGAGAAAGCCAAAGCCAUGCAGAGUAGGAUUGAUGAUUUCACCAACCGGAUGUCAGAUUUGCUUCGUAUCGAAAGGGAUUCUGAGUUGGAGUUCACUCAGGAGGAGUUGAAUGCUGUCCCUGCACCUGUCUUAAAUUCCGAGGAACAGAAACCAUUUGAAUUCUUGGUUAGCCAUGCUCAGCCCGAGCAGGAACUCUGUGAUACUAUCUGCAAUCUGACAGCAGUUAGCACGUCUAUAGGAUUAGGUGGAAUGCAUUUAGUGUUGUUCAAAUUGGAGGGAAAUCACAGAUUGCCUCCAACUAACCUCUCACCUGGGGACAUGGUUUGUGUCAGAACAUGUGAUAGUAGAGGCGCUGGUGCAACUUCUUGCAUGCAAGGAUUUGUGCAUAAUCUAGGGGAGGAUGGACGUAGCAUCAGUUUGGCUCUUGAGUCGCUUCAUGGAGAUUCUACCUUUUCCAAGCUCUUUGGAAAAAAUGUGCGCAUUGAUCGCAUUCAAGGAUUGGCUGAUGCACUCACAUAUGAGCGCAAUUGUGAAGCCUUAAUGAUGCUUCAGAAGAAAGGCUUCCUGAAGAAAAAUCCUUCAGUAGCUGUGGUAGCUACACUUUUUGGAGAUAAAGAAGACCUUGCGUGGCUCGAGGAUAAUGGCAUGGCAGAUUGGUCUGAAGUGGAACUUCCUAAUUCCACAGACAGAAAAUCAUUUGACGCUUCCCAGAGAAAAGCAAUUGCAUUAGGUUUAAACAAGAAUCGACCUAUCAUGAUAAUUCAAGGGCCUCCUGGCACAGGGAAGACCGGUAUGCUGAAGGAAUUGAUUUCUCUAGCUGUUAAACAAGGUGAAAGGGUGCUUGUAACUGCACCUACGAAUGCAGCUGUCGACAACAUGGUUGAAAAGUUGUCUGAUAUCGGACUCAACAUUGUUCGCGUUGGAAAUCCUGCACGUAUAUCCCCUGCUGUAGCUUCAAAAUCUUUGGCUGAAAUUGUGAAUAUCGAGCUGGCUGAUUUCCGAGCAGAGAUUGAGAGGAAGAAGUCAGAUCUUAGAAGAGACCUGAGAUAUUGUCUUAAGGAUGAUUCUUUGGCUGCUGGUAUACGUCAACUUCUGAAACAGCUUGGAAAGUCCAUCAAGAGGGAAGAGAAGGAAACUGUGAAAGAAAUCUUAUCAAGUGCUCAGGUUGUGCUUGCAACAAACAUUGGGGCAGCUGAUCCACUAAUUAGGCGGCUGGACACGUUUGAUUUGGUUAUUAUAGAUGAAGCUGGUCAAGCAAUUGAACCAUCAUGUUGGAUACCGAUAUUGCUCGGAAAGCGUUGUAUUCUUGCAGGAGAUCAAUUCCAACUUGCUCCUGUGAUCCUUUCUAGAAAAGCAUUAGAAGGUGGUCUUGGAGUUUCCCUACUGGAGAGGGCAGCAAGUUUGCAUGAUGGGAUGCUGUCUACAAAGUUAACAACACAGUACAGAAUGAACAAUGCCAUAGCUAGCUGGGCUUCAAAGGAGAUGUAUGAUGGAUCAUUAAUAUCAUCUCCAACCGUUGCUUCUCAUCUUCUGGUGGAUUCUCCUUUUGUCAAGCCCACAUGGGUUACACAGUGUCCGCUGCUAUUGCUUGAUACGAGAAUGCCUUAUGGAAGCUUGUCAAUUGGUUGCGAAGAGCAUCUGGACCCUGCUGGCACUGGCUCCUUUUUCAAUGAAGGGGAAGCAGAUAUCGUAGUUCAACACGUCUUCAGUUUAAUUUAUUCUGGUGUUCCCCCUGCAGCUAUUGCUGUGCAGUCUCCUUAUGUCGCUCAAGUGCAACUGCUUAGAGACAAAAUCGAUGAGCUUCCCAUGGCCACUGGCGUUGAGGUCGCAACUAUUGAUAGCUUUCAAGGCCGCGAAGCAGAUGCUGUGAUAAUAUCCAUGGUACGAUCGAACAAUCUGGGAGCUGUUGGCUUUUUGGGAGAUAACAGGAGAAUGAAUGUUGCCAUAACAAGGGCACGAAAGCAUGUAGCAGUUGUCUGUGACAGUUCAACUAUAUGUCACAACACAUAUUUGGCGAGGCUGCUUCGCCAUAUCAGAUACUUUGGCAAAGUAAAGCAUGUCGAACCUGGUAGCUUUUGGGAAUUUGGCCUUGGUAUGGAUCCAAUGUUGCCUACUGCCAGUUAAGUUGGGAAGAGUUAACCAAGACCCAAAUUUUUAAUGCUCGUCGUCCAGCUGAUGACGAACUGGGCGGAUUUUCAGACUGAUUGAUGCCCUGGUUUGACCAAGAGGACGAAGCUCGGGGUAAUUUUUAUUUGUAUAUAUAAUUCAAAGAAAACUUUGUGAAAGUGUACAUAUAUAUUCAUAUACAGCUUCAAUGUCUAUAUACAAUUCUUGAUUGUUUAACUCCUAUUUUCCCUUGUAUUUGAAACAGCAUGAAGAUUAUAGUUUCAAAUUCACUGACUGCAGGAGUUGUACAUA
Molecule: messenger RNA, 3556 nt
Organism: Nicotiana tabacum (common tobacco)
Lineage: Eukaryota; Viridiplantae; Streptophyta; Magnoliopsida; Solanales; Solanaceae
Product: DNA polymerase alpha-associated DNA helicase A
Molecular function (GO): ATP hydrolysis activity; 5'-3' DNA helicase activity
Source: RefSeq, a predicted model, not a curated record